AUGGACGACAGCGGUCUUGUUGAAGUGGAGGUAGAGAUUUCUCCUGGUCCUUUAGGAAUUAUCUUGAACAAAGACACUCUAAACCUCCCUUUUCUCAAAGAUUUUACAAUGCUGUUACCAUCAGACCCAUUACAGCGCGGGGCAGUAGAGCUCAGUGGUCGAGUACCGGUGGGUAGUCACUUUAUCGCAGUGAAUGAUUGUAAUUUCAUCGAAUCAGAUCUGAGUUUCGAAGCAGUGAAUCAAAUGCUGCGUGAGACAAGUCACUUGCAACGAACGUUAAAGUUUUACGUUCCAGAACACUUAAAAACCGAGGAGAGCAACAAAAUUGUGUCUAUAAGUCAUCGAUUUGUAUCCAAGAGAGACUCGCGAUCAAAAGGAGAAGAGAGUGAGGGAGAAGAAUCUGAUGACAAUGUUCAGUUGCAUUCGAAGCAAGUGACUCAGACGCAGAUGAGCAAUAGCAACUUGUUGUUGACUGAGCCAUUAUCACCCAGGAGAGGGUCAUCACUUAAAGAGAAAGAAGACGAAGAAUUUGAGGAGGAAAAGGAAGAACCUGAAGAAGAGAAAGAAGAGGUCAAGAAAAUGAUGACUGAGACGGUGUUACAAGAAGAAGUGCCUACUGAGCAACCGCUGCAAAUCUCAUCGAAGGAUUUACAGCCAACAUCACCUUCUCCUCAUAAGCUGGUGCUGAAAAUCGAUAAACGUCCUCCCUCGCUGCCGACGAAAUUGUCGUUUGGUACGAUGGCAGCUCUGGCAGAAACUCGCCAUUUCGAUAGUGAUGACUCAAGUGACGAUGAAAAUGAUACCGACGGAGGGAUGGAUACAGAUAAUCAAGGGAGCAGCAGGGAUGUAAGGUGCAAACCUUUUGAUGAUGUCGACGCAGCGUAUGUGACUGUAGUUGCUCCUCCUGGUCCAUUGGGACUUAACUUGGACGGUGAUGCAAUGGAUCGCGCUGUUGUACUGGGGUUUGCCAAGUUGCGUGACGGAUCCAAAGGCCCAUUGGAGCGCAAUGGAAAUAUUGUAUAUGGGUCGGUUCUUGUUCGUAUCAACGGGGAAGAUGUUUCACGCGCAUCGCUAAAUGAAGUGCGUAUGAAACUAAACGAGCUAGUUCAACGACCUCGCACCCUAGUGUUCCGUCUGCCAGACAGAAAACAGCAAGACUGCCCUCAUGUAUCGCGUAACCCUGCCUUGCGACGAGUGCCUUCGCUCCCUCUGCUUGAGGAAGAUUUCGACAAACGCCGAAAGCUUGAGCUAUCGCUAGUGAUGCACUAUGACAAGCCAGUUCUAAGCCGUCGCGAAUGCUGGUUCUGUGUUGACAUCGAAUGGAUGGCUCGAUGGGUAAACUUUGUUGCUCGAGGUGGGCCUGAACCAGGUCCGAUCACCAACGAAGUAUUGCUGCACCCAAACUGGCGCAAGAUGUUAGCUCACGAUACUCCUGGUCGACCUGACACAGCGCGAGAUGGAUUGGUUCUUUUGAAAGAUUAUCGGGUGGUAUCACCGAUGGUAUGGUGUUUGUUGGCUGAACUGCAUGGUCCAGGUGAGGCACCCUUGCUUGCACGCUACACUAUGGACAUCCACGCUGAAGCGCUGAGCGACAGAGAGAUACGCCUUAUAAUCGAAGUGCUGCUGCUCAAAGCUACCGUGCUUGUGAAUGACCUUCGUGACAAGUGUCUUGUUCGUUCAAGCAAAUAG
Messenger RNA from Peronospora farinosa, 1689 nucleotides. The record is from the annotation of a GenBank genome assembly. Lineage: Eukaryota; Oomycota; Peronosporomycetes; Peronosporales; Peronosporaceae.